AUGAGCGACACCGAAGACGCCGUCAUGCACUCCUGCGGAGAAGAACCUGUGCACAUAUCGCCAAUAGCAAAUCCACUCCUGCGUGGAAAGACGUUGAAACGGUCUUUGAAACUGCUGAAGAGGGCACUCGAAGUCGAGAAGCUUGCAAAAGUGAAACGUUUGGAAGAGGAAGGGGAGGCCGAUACGGUUCUCACACGACUCGUGAAGCGAGGUGUCCAGGACGUCACAAAGGCCAUAAGAAAAGGAAUCCAAGGAGUUGUACUGGUUGCCUGUGACGUACAUCCUAUUGAUGUGGUGGCUCACUUGCCGAUCAUGUGCGAAGAUGCAUGUAUGGCCUAUGCCUAUGUCUCGUCCAAACGAAUUAUAUCGCAAGUGUGUCAGUCAAAACGACCGACAUGCGUUGUGCUCGUCACCAAACCGCCGAAAGACCUUUUGCAGCGCGUAAAAAAACUUGUGCCUGACAGGUAUGAAAGGCUCAACUAUGCCGAUCUUUAUGAGAAGGUGGACAGAGCGAUACGGAGUUCACACCCUUUUAUGUGA
Babesia ovata is the source of this 540-nucleotide messenger RNA. Its product is annotated as 60S ribosomal protein L7a. Gene Ontology annotation, biological process: rRNA pseudouridine synthesis; snRNA pseudouridine synthesis. Lineage: Eukaryota; Apicomplexa; Aconoidasida; Piroplasmida; Babesiidae. The transcript has a single exon. The coding region runs from base 1 to 540 and encodes 179 amino acids. The record is from RefSeq and is a predicted model, not a curated record. Gene Ontology annotation, molecular function: box H/ACA snoRNA binding. Gene Ontology annotation, cellular component: box H/ACA snoRNP complex.